Molecule: messenger RNA, 3607 nt
Organism: Hemibagrus wyckioides
Lineage: Eukaryota; Metazoa; Chordata; Actinopteri; Siluriformes; Bagridae
Gene: mbd4
Product: methyl-CpG binding domain protein 4
Exons: 8
Coding region: 164-1327 (387 amino acids)
Biological process (GO): DNA repair
Cellular component (GO): nucleus
Molecular function (GO): pyrimidine-specific mismatch base pair DNA N-glycosylase activity; DNA binding
Source: RefSeq, a predicted model, not a curated record
CCUGUCUUGAUGAAAGCAGACAUUACAAGAAGAAGAGCUGCAGCUACUUUAUGCGCUCUUUUAGAAAAGAAAGAAAAAAAACGGAUAUAUACUCGAAUAAAGCUUAUCGGGUUUAGACUGGACUCUCUGGACACAUGAUAGCUUCAUAUGCUCAGGAGUAAAGAUGAUUCCUGACAGAAGUGCUGACCAAGCGGUGGACACCAGUACAGAUCAGAUAGACACAUCACUCCCUCCUGGAUGGACAAGAGAGACCAGACAGCGAAAGCAGGGCAAGACAGCGGGAAAGUUGGACACUUACAUUAUCAGUCCUCAAGGUAAACGCUUCAGAUCUAAAGCAGAGCUCCAGAAGUACCUGCUCGCUCAGGAAUGUAUUCAUCUGGACCUGGAUGCUUUUGACUUCACCUCAAAAAUCAAAGCACAGUCUCAAAAAUCAAACUCCAAAAGACCAAAACAAAAAGAACAAAAAGCAAGGCGGAGAAAAACAAAACAGGAUAAUCAAACUACUGAAAAUCAUCCCGGGGUAGCUGUGGGAGACCUCCAGAAUGAAGAGAUAGAGACAGAGGUGGAGGAGGAGAAGAACAAUACAGAAGCCCAGGAAAUAAAGAGUAGCGAAGAAGAACAAACAGGCAUCGAGGGUGAAAUGGAGGAAACAUCCAGCAGCGUGAGAGAAAACAGAACGGAUGCUGUGCCUGUCAUAAGCAUGCAGGCAGCAUCAGACAGCGAAGGAGAGGAGAAAGAAGAAAGCGAUGAAUUGAGUGACGACCAGAAAAGUUACGCAGCCAGCAGGGGGAUCAGUUCACCUGUCAGAAACACCCAAAGUGAGAAGCGGCGAACCAGUCCAUACUUUAAAAGAAAAAAUGAUGGUCUCACUCCUCCAAGGCGUAAAGCAUUCAGGAAGUGGACUCCUCCACGUUCCCCCUUCAACCUGGUGCAGGAAACCUUGUUUCAUGACCCGUGGAAGCUUCUAGUGGCCACCAUCUUCCUCAACAGAACUAGCGGGAAAUUGGCCAUUCCUAUGUUGUGGCAGUUUUUUGAGCGUUACCCAUCGGCUGAGGUUACACGUUCCAGCGACUGGAAGCCACUCGCUGAUCUUAUGCAGCCGCUCGGCCUCAACUCCCUACGAGCCAAAACCCUCAUCCGCUUCUCCGACGAGUUCCUCACCAAGUCAUGGCGGUAUCCAGAGGAGCUCUAUGGCAUUGGCAAAUAUGGAAACGAUUCGUAUCGUAUAUUCUGUGUGGGAGAAUGGAGAGAGGUCACCCCACAAGACCACAAGCUGAACAAGUAUCAUGCAUGGCUGUGGGAGAACCAUGAGAAAUUAGGCAUCUGAUGUUUUAUCUUGGCUGGAGGCUCCGAGCACUGGCUUUUCAGCACUUUUUAAACUUGUCAGGCCAAGGCAGAAAAGCAAUGGCUAAUUUUUUAAAGCAAGCCAAGAACUGAAAAUCCCUAAAAAUAAAAAAUAAAAAUGCUGAAAUCCCACUCAAGGUGAAUUAUUUUUUUACACCAGUCCCAGAACAAGUUCAUCCUGCUUUAAUGGUUUUAAUGGAUGCUUGUAAGGUUCAGUGUUCUGCUUUACAAACUUUUAACCCUGUGAUAUUUCUCUUGUCCUUUUCAAGGGGGAACUUGUUUUUCAUGUGAUAUUUUUCAUGACACACACACACACACACACACACAAAGAAUAAAGUUGAAACUGUCUGUAGUCACAAAUCUAGUUGGGGAAAAAAUAGUGAACUUUUGCAUUAAUGCGGUCCUUAUAGGACAGAAAUAUGUAUAUAGUGUGUGUAUAUAUGGAUGUGUAAAUAUUAUAGGGUUUUUUUUAAUUUAUAAUAUAAAUUUAUAAUGUUUGUUUUUGUUUCUUGUUAAGGUCAAAGACACUUUUAUCCUGUAGGGCAUCAACUUGUCACAUUUUUCAAAUAUUCAUGUAAUAAAGUAGCUAAUGUCUUUUUCUGUGUGGUUUUAUCCUUUUCUCUUUCAAAGUAUCUAUCUAUCUAUCUAGACACGCACCAAGCAGUUUAUUAGGAACGCCUGCUCAUUCAUGCAGUUAUCUAUUCAGCCAAUCAUAUGACAGCAGUGCACUGGAUAUACCGAUCAGGCAUAACAUUAUGACCACGUGCCUAAUAUUGUGUUGGUCCCCCUUUUGCUGCCAAAACAGCCCUGACCCGUCAAGGCAUGGACUCCACUACAUUCCUGAAGAUGUGCUGUGGUAUCUGGCACCAAGAUAUUAGCAGUAGAUCCUCCCUGAACCCCACCUAGCGACUUAAAGGACACUUUUGAUAGAUACUGACCGCUGCAGACCGUGAACACCCCACAAUUGCUGCAGAUUUGGAGAUGCUCUGAUCCAGUCGUCUAGCCAUCACAACUCACAUCCUUACGCUUGUCCAUUUUUCCUGCUUCUAACACAUCAACUUUGAGGACAAAAUGUUGACUUGCUGCCUAAUAUAUCCCACCCACUAACAGGUGCCAUGAUGAGGAGAACAUCAGUGUUAUUCACUUCACCUCUCACUGCUCAUAAUGUUAUGCCUGAUCUGUGUACAGUCAUGCAGAUACGAACCAGCGUUUUCAGGUAAUGUUCACAUCAAACAUCAGAGUUAGGAAACAAAUGAGAUCUCAGUGAUUGUUGAGGCUUUAUUUCUUUAACUGCCAAUCUGUCAGCCAGUCAAAACAGCCAGAUUGGUUCAAGCCAACCAGAAGGAUAGAGUAACUAAAAUAAUUAAUGAAUAACAUCAUUAAUCUCGGAACAAAGGACACAUCAAAUCUUGAGGUGGAUGAGCUUUAAGAGCAGAAGACCACAUUGGGUUCCAAUUAUGUAAGUAAAAAACAGAAAUCUACAGCUACAGGAUCACUAAUAUAGGAUCGUUGGAUGGGGGGGGGUCUCCUAGCUGUCCAGUUUGGGUGAGCCUGUGCCCUCUGUAGGCUUAGACUCCUGUUCUUGACUGAGGAGUGGAACCUGAUAUAUGGUGCUUCAGGUUUGAUGUGUUGUGUGUCCUGAAAUGCGUUUCUGCUCAUCAAGAGUAAUUAUUUGAGUUACCAUAUCCUUCCUGUUGGCUGGAAGUCAGAAUCUGUACUGCUGCUGCCGCUACACGGCUGAUUAGAGACUGAUUAGAUAACUGCAUGAAUGCAGAGGGGAGGUGUACAGAUGUUCCUAAUAAAUUGCUCAGCGAGUGUAGACAUUCUACUGCAAUAAAGAAAUGCAAAAAAAGAAAGAAGAAGAAGUGACCAAGUGAAUUGAAAAGUCUUUAAUGAAAGAAUCCAUGGUUUUGGCAUAGAAUAAAUCAAACGUUUAAAACCAAUGACUGUGGUGUUUUUACAGCAAAAGCCUAAAAUCUGAAACAUGGAGGUAGACUAUGGAGCUAGCUUUUUCGAUGUAAGACAAGGUAAUUUGACUCACUUAAAACAAACAAACAAACAAACAAACAAACUUAAAGCUUCAUAUUAAAAGGAGCUCAUGCAUCAGACUAAAAAUCAGGUCCUGGAGAUUCCACAUGGAGGAAGCCAUUAUUAAGCAUAAUAUUCAGUUUUACAUUCGAUUAUAAAACAUUUUGUUUUUCAGUUUUCACUAGCGUUCAUUAAACAUUAAACAGAAUGUCAUUCAUUUUUUUGCUUAUCUGAG